This is a messenger RNA of Symbiodinium sp. CCMP2592, 1053 nucleotides long. The record is from the annotation of a GenBank genome assembly. NCBI's taxonomy places the organism in Eukaryota, Dinophyceae, Suessiales, Symbiodiniaceae.
AUGAAUCCACCACAUUUACCGAAACUGUUGGCUUUCGGCCGAUCGGACCACGAUCAGCUGAUUACCCAGCUCCAAUACCUCACCAUUGAGCAUCAAAUCCUCCGAGGGAAACUCCCCAAGAGGAUUUCGAUGACCAAACGCGAGCGACGGAGACUCAUCCGGUUCGGGAAGAAAGUCGGCCCUGCGUUGCGAGAUCUCAUCUCGAUUGUUCAAUAUAGCACAUUUCAGAAAUGGCUUCGUCCAAAGAGUCACAAGAAACGGAGCUUCAAGGCGAAGUCCGGACGCCCGCCCACAAAGCGGGAUCUUAAGAAGCUUGUACUACAAAUGGCUAAAACACCCGGCUGGGGAUACACCCGCAUUCUUGGCGAACUCCGCAAACUCGGGAUCAUGUCGGUCUCGCGAUCAACCGUCCGCUCCAUACUGAAGGAGCAUGGCAUCGAGCCAGCUCCGGAUCGCACGGAACCGGUCUGGGACAAGUUCUUGAAUCGGCAUGCUUCAACACUCUGGUCGUGCGACUUCUUCCACAAGAAAGUGCUCACCCCAAGAGGGCUCAAGCGAUACACGACGCUUGUUUUCAUACAUAUAAGCAGCCGGAAAGUGAUCGCCACGAAGUCUACACGGCAUCCCACCAGCGAUUGGAUGUGCAGAGUUGCUGAGAGCUUCCCGAUGAUGGUGGAGCAACUUGGAUUGCAACCCCCCACCAUCCUGGUACGAGACAACGAUGUACUUUACUCGAGAGAGUUCAACGUAACUCUGAUGAGAGAAGGUGUGAAGCCAUACCCAUUGCCGAUCAAGGCACCCUUGAUGAAUGCGCACAUCGAGCGUUGGAUCAAAUCACUUAAAGCCGAAUGCCUCGAUCACUUCAUCCCGAUCGGCGGAGAGCAUCUUGAUUAUUUGAUUUCCGAGUAUGUCGAGCACUACCACCACGAGCGUCCGCAUCAAGGAAUCGGGAACACCCCAAUCAUGAGUGAUGGACCUCCGCGAACAGUCGGAGAGAUCAGAUGCGAUACCCGGCUCGGCGGGUUGCUCCGGCGUCACUACAGAGCAGCCUGA